UCCCCAACCCCCCCCUCCCCCGCCCCUCCCACCUCCCCCCCUCCCCCCCUCCCCCCUCCCCUCCCCCUCCCCUCACCCCUCCCCCCUCCCAUGCCCAUCCCCUCUCCCCCCCUCCCAUUCCCCUCUCCCCCCCCUCCCAUCCCCUCUCCCCCCCCCCAUUCCCCUCUCCCCCCCCCCACCCCUCUCCCCCCCCCAUUCCCCUCCCCCCCCCCAUUCCCCUCUCCCCCCCCCAUUCCCCUCUCCCCCCCCCCAUUCCCCUCUCCACCCCCCCCCCCAUUCCCCUCUCCCCCCCCCCAUUCCCCUCUCCCCCCCCCCAUUCCCCUCUUCCCCCCCCCCCCAUUCCCCUCUUCCCCCCCCCCCCCAUUCCCCUCUCCCCCCCCCCAUUCCCCUCUUCCCCCCUCCCCUCUUCCCCCCCCCCCUUCCCCUCCCCCCCCCAUUCCCCUCCCCCCCCCCCCAUUCCCCUCCCCCCCCCCCAUUCCCCUCCCCCCCCCCCAUUCCCCUCCCCCCCCCAUUCCCCUCUCCCCCCCCCAUUCCCCUCUCCCCCCCCCCCAUUCCCCUCUCCCCCCCCCAUUCCCCUCUCCCCCCCCCAUUCCCCUCUCCCCCCCCCCAUUCCCCUCUCCCCCCCCCCAUUCCCCUCUCCCCCCCCCCAUUCCCCUCUCCCCCCCCCCAUUCCCCUCUCCCCCCCCCCCAUUCCCCUCUCCCCCCCCCCAUUCCCCUCUCCCCCCCCCAUUCCCCUCUCCCCCCCCCCCCCAUUCCCCUCUCCCCCCCCCCAUUCCCCUCUCCCCCCCCCAUUCCCCUCUCCCCCCCCCAUUCCCCUCUCCCCCCCCAUUCCCCUCUCCCCCCCCAUUCCCCUCUCCCCCCCCCAUUCCCCUCCCCCCCCCCCAUUCCCCUCCCCCCCCCCCCCCCCCAUUCCCCCCCCCCCCAUUCCCCUCCCUCCCCCCCCAUUCCCCUCCCCCCCCAUUCCCCUCCCCCCCCAUUCCCCUCCCCCCCCAUUCCCCUCCCCUCCCCCCCAUUCCCCUCCCCUCCCCCCCAUUCCCCUCCCCCCCAUUCCCCUCCCCUCCCCCCCCAUUCCCCUCCCCUCCCCCCCAUUCCCCUCCCCUCCCCCCAUUCCCCUCCCCUCCCCCCAUUCCCCUCCCCUCCCCCCAUUCCCCUCCCCCCCCCCCAUUCCCCUCCCCCCCCCCAUUCCCCUCCCCCCCCCCCCAUUCCCCUCCCCCCCCCCCAUUCCCCUCCCCUCCCCCCCCUCUCCCCCCCCCAUUCCCCUCUCCCCCCCCCCCCCCAUUCCCCUCUCCCCCCCCCCCAUUCCCCUCU
Molecule: messenger RNA, 1308 nt
Organism: Stegostoma tigrinum
Lineage: Eukaryota; Metazoa; Chordata; Chondrichthyes; Orectolobiformes; Stegostomatidae
Product: basic proline-rich protein-like
Exons: 4
Source: RefSeq, a predicted model, not a curated record